Phytophthora nicotianae INRA-310 is the source of this 1410-nucleotide messenger RNA. RefSeq lists its product as hypothetical. Gene Ontology annotation, molecular function: protein binding. The record is from RefSeq and is a predicted model, not a curated record. Lineage: Eukaryota; Oomycota; Peronosporomycetes; Peronosporales; Peronosporaceae. The transcript has 3 exons. Gene Ontology annotation, biological process: spindle organization; mitotic cell cycle; establishment of meiotic spindle localization. Bases 186 to 1205 code for a protein of 339 amino acids. Gene Ontology annotation, cellular component: spindle pole.
GGCAGCUGCAACAUACGCUAAUGCCACUGAGUGGCGUACCUUAUCAUUUCUCUAUCGACUCCAUAAAUUCUCAGCAUACUUACCCCUAUAUUUGGCUCUGUUUAUCUUCGCAGAUGCUCUAAAUCUGUAUUUGUUUUCCAGAAGCCGCUCUCUGCUAUCGACGUUUUUGAGUGAUCAGCGCACACAUGGCGCUCUUCUACGAUGUCUGGAAGAGCAGAGACACCACACUUAUGCGUCUACAGAAGCUUCUCGAUGACGCUGAGGCCCAAGCUGAUACUGAGCGCACCGCAGCAACGCACAUCCAGCGCCUCUUCCGAGGACAGCGUGUUCGCGCUGCUGUGACUGCCCAAACGGAUGCCGAACUUACGAUCUCGCGCGUGUUUCGCGGACACCUUGCACGACAACAGUGUAAACGUCUACGCGCUGACGUGGAGCGAACACAUCGCCGUGUAGUAUUGGAUUUCUACGCUGUAGUCAUUCAGAAAAUUGCACGAGGAGUCCAAAGUCGGACACGUCGUCUGGAUUUCCGAAAACGCAAAGCUUACAUUAGUGAGCUUGCAGCCAAGGGGGAUACCAUGCGUCGUAUGUUAGACGAGAAUCUCCGCAAACAGCAAGAACAGGAAAAAUUAGACACCGAAAAGGCAGCAAGAGAGGAACUUGUGAAGAUCACUCAAGAUCUCCACCACUUGGUGAGUACUCGUGCGGUCGCGGGCAUCUUCAACUCGCCCACGCAAGCAGCGACCGCCACAAGUUUCGGUGUUCCAGUAGAGAGCCAUAUACGCGAAAAUGCUCAUCGGGUGGUGACGUCAAGGCUUGCUAAUGCCCGACCACCGUCGAGGUUAGCGCCGUACCCACCUUCAAACAAAACUACACUGCAAGCUACCGGUCCCUACGAUGCUAUACAACAAGAGAAACGCAAGCAAACGAAGUAUCAUAAACUUCGACGUAUCGGCAGUUCAGACUUUGCAGCUGUCUACAAUCCAGAGCAAGACGUGGCUCGGAAGCGUAAUGCCCCGGGUAUUAACUCUGGCACUGAAUAUGUGGACGAGUGGCGGAAUCCCUAUAAGAAACGAGGAGUGCCUCGCAACAAGCGCGACCUGUUGCCACAGCUGACUACACUAGGACGAUAUCCAGAUACUCCGUUCUAUUUGACAUAUGGAGGCAACAAGAGCAAAGUGCUAGCGAAUGACCGCUUCGACGUGUAAAAUGAAAUAUAUAUCAGAUGAAAAAUGGGUGCAUCUCGCGAAAUUUGGGAACGCGAGACUUGAAAAGGUCAUUUUUCUUAUUCGUCGCUGAUCUUCUUGAGCUCGUUCAUGUUGGUACCGGCCAGACGCUCGCCUUGAGUGCCAGUAAAUAAAAAUAUCCAUUAAUUCGUCCACAUUUCACUGCAAAUCUUGCAAUAACGUACCA